CACCACCACCACAUUCCUCCAUUCGGAUCCGACAGCAUGGCCGACCUCAAUACUGCAGCAUACAUUCCUAGGGGCGACCCAUCAACUCCAUUAUUGAAUACGACGUGCUUGGACCUCCUCCUCAUCGAGAUUGUCCCGCUAGCUCAAAGAAUGGCGUCAGAGCUGGAUGGUCUGGGUGAAGAUGAGGAGGCGAGGCAGGUAGUAAAUCGGCGACUUGAAAUGCUGGGAUACCGAGUAGGCCAGGGACUCGUGGAAAAGUUCUCUCGAGAUAAGCCACGAUUCGUGGAAACACUCGAUAUCAUCAAGUUCAUCUGCAAGGAUCUCUGGACGAUCCUAUUUCGGAAACAAAUCGACAAUCUGAAGACAAAUCAUCGAGGUACAUAUGUCCUCACUGACCACAGUUUCAAGUGGUUCAGGGCUAUGAGCACGGAAGCUGGCGGUCAAGAGACUGUCAGCAGAGCUCAACCAUAUGCUUGGUUCCCAUGUGGUGUAUUACGAGGAGCCUUGACAAAUCUAGGACUUCCGAGUACCGUGACGCCUGAUAUCACGACCCUGCCCUUACCGGCGAUGACGAUGACGAUUUCGACUACGAGGGAUGCAUAAUAGGAGGCAUUGGCAAGCAAGAGAAGAACGAAAGACGGAGUUCGGCGUCCUGCACUGAUUAUAUUAUACCCAGGCAUUUAGUCUACUAUGGCAACCCCAACCUAAUCCUCAAACAAUGUCAUGAUAUCUUGCAUCGUUUGUGCCUUCUUGUCUUCCUUUGACAUGCCGAGAGACGACGCCACGAAAUU
Messenger RNA from Saitoella complicata NRRL Y-17804, 791 nucleotides. RefSeq names its product transport protein particle component. The record is from RefSeq and is a predicted model, not a curated record. Gene Ontology annotation, biological process: endoplasmic reticulum to Golgi vesicle-mediated transport; regulation of GTPase activity. Gene Ontology annotation, cellular component: trans-Golgi network; TRAPP complex; cis-Golgi network. The transcript is spliced from 3 exons. Lineage: Eukaryota; Fungi; Ascomycota; Saitoellomycetes; Saitoellales; Saitoellaceae. The coding region runs from base 37 to 603 and encodes 188 amino acids.